AUGCAGUCGUACCACCCCUUCCGGCUUUGCCAGUCUGCAAGAGCCUUGAUCGCGGCCGUUCUGAUUUUGUUGCUUGUGGUCUUUUCUUUCUCCAAGUUCGAGCGUUUCCCUUCGGUCCGUGACCAGGUUACAUAUACCUCGUCUUCCCCCUCAUCAUCGAACUCUUCAUCAUACCCCUCCAAUGCCGACAAUGCACAAAGUCCCGAAAGGGAGCCUAUCGAAAAUAACCCAGCCGACUGCUCUCUUGAUAUCGACCUCCUGAAAGCCUGGGGCUAUAAUGAGACAAUCGAAUAUGCACGCUGGGAAAUCUCGGUGGUCCAGACGGACAAGUUUCAAGGAUUCUCAUCGGACCUGAGCCUAUCGGCCCCGGACUUUACCACCAUCGACGCGAGUGUUCCCGGCACCGUCCACGCACUUCCGCAAGAACGAUGCGCUAUGGCAGCCACCAUUGAAGCGCCUCGGCCCAAUCGUCCAGUGGACGCGUCGCACUUGAUCUUUGGUGUCUCAACGAGCCUGGAGCGACUAGACAACUCGCUGGAGGCAUUUGCGCACUGGGCCGGAGGAACAAAUGCACGCAUUAUUGCAAUGAUCAAGGAUGAUUACGCGAUAAACAAGACUAUUGUCAUGGAACAUGCCGUCGAAAAGGAUAUCCGGUUGGAAAUAAUCGAGCAUUCAGACGAUACUCUGGACCGGUAUUUCCGUUUAACGAACGUGCUUCUGCACGAGCGCGACAAUGCCACGACCGAGUGGGCCGUCAUCAUUGACGACGAUACUUUCUUUCCGUCAAUGAGGAACCUUGUCAAUGGGCUCAAGGAGUAUGACAGUUCCAAGCCCUGGUACAUCGGAGCACCUACUGAGAACCUCAACCAAAUGGGCGUAUUUGGGUAUAUGGCAUAUGGAGGAGCUGGUAUCUUCCUUAGCAUCCCCAUGCUCCAGGAGAUGGAUCAUUACUUCGAAGACUGCUACAUGUUCAAGGACACCGGCGAUAAGCGGGUUGCGCAGUGCAUCUAUGGACACACCCGGACCCAGUUGACCUGGGAUCACCGACUCUUCCAGAUGGAUUUCCAAAACGAUGCAACUGGCUUUUGGGAAUCUGGGCGGCCUCUUCCGCUUUCCUUGCACCACUGGAAGUCUCCCGAAUGGUUCCCCCACGAUGUGAUUGGCAUGAGCAAAGCCGCUUCUGUUUGUGGCGAUAACUGCCAACUUAACCGAUGGCGGGUUACCGAUGAGUGGUUCCUCGUGAACGGCUUCUCUGUCGUGGAAUAUUCGCAGCCGCAGGACGAGGAAGACUUGAAAGCCAUGGAGGCCACUUGGGAUUCCAACCCGUGGGCGAUCGAGGAGGGCUAUGCUUAUAGUCUCGGGCCCUUGCGCCCGAAAGACUGGAUGAAGGACUCCUACCAACUCAAGGGCGCUGUUUUAGAAGGCAACCGUCUUCGCCAGUACUAUAUUCUUGAACCAUUUCUGGCUGAGAAGGCAAGGGUAAUUGAAGUCGUCUGGACGGUGUCUGAGGCGAAGAAGAAAGGCAUUUUCCACUGGUCUGGUUGA
Penicillium riverlandense is the source of this 1545-nucleotide messenger RNA. Its product is annotated as glycosyltransferase family 31 protein. The coding region runs from base 1 to 1545 and encodes 514 amino acids. NCBI's taxonomy places the organism in Eukaryota, Fungi, Ascomycota, Eurotiomycetes, Eurotiales, Aspergillaceae. The transcript has a single exon. Gene Ontology annotation, molecular function: acetylglucosaminyltransferase activity. The record is from RefSeq and is a predicted model, not a curated record.